Messenger RNA from Suillus discolor, 2678 nucleotides. RefSeq lists its product as uncharacterized. Bases 16 to 2469 code for a protein of 817 amino acids. Gene Ontology annotation, biological process: magnesium ion homeostasis. The transcript is spliced from 8 exons. The record is from RefSeq and is a predicted model, not a curated record. Gene Ontology annotation, cellular component: intracellular membrane-bounded organelle. NCBI's taxonomy places the organism in Eukaryota, Fungi, Basidiomycota, Agaricomycetes, Boletales, Suillaceae.
CCUCAGCUUUACUGAAUGGUACCGACCCCGCUUAAUUCUUCCCCUCGUUCCCCCCGUCUUCUAGUUACUUCAUUCUCGCUUCUAUCGCAAUAUGUGCCCAGCAUCACUCGCAAACUCCUUGGUUAUACAUCAGAUGACGACAGUCCUUCACCCCUCCACGCGUACGCAAAGCGUGCCGCCGCAAGCACUCGCGGUCCCGAGUUCAUCGUCUUCGCGUGUCUUAUUCCUGUCCUCGUCCUCCUAUCAGGUGUAUUUGCCGGUCUGACAUUGGGUUACAUGAGCUUGGACGAGACCCAGCUUAAUGUGUUGAGCAUGAGUGGCAGCCCUCAACAAAAGCGUUAUGCUGAGAAGAUCAUGCCUAUCAGGAAAAAUGGCCAUUUACUCUUGGUGACAUUACUUCUCGCUAAUAUGAUCGUCAACGAGACUCUACCUGUCAUCUCCGACCCCAUUCUCGGUGGUGGAGUGCAGAGUGUAGUCGUCAGUACCGUCCUAAUUGUCAUCUUCUCCGAAAUCAUUCCGCAAUCAUUAUGCACCCGACAUGGUCUUUACUUCGGCGCUCAAAUGGCAGGCUUCACUCGAGUCCUAAUCUGUCUUCUUGGCGUCUUGGCAUGGCCUGUUGCGAAACUUUUGGAGUUAGUACUUGGUCCCCAUCAUGGAAUUAUGUACCGCAGAGGAGAACUCAAAGAGCUCAUCGCACUGCAUUCGUCAAUGUCUUCCCUUGGUGGUGAUCUCAAGAGUGACACAGUCACCAUUAUUGGCGCCACUCUUGACUUACAAGAGAAGGUCGUGAAGCAGGCGAUGACCCCCAUUGAGAACGUUUUCAUGUUAUCGAUUGACUCGAAACUCGACUAUGCGCUUAUGAAGAAAAUCUGCCUUACCGGACACAGCCGUGUUCCUGUGUAUGAAGAGGUCGAGAUCCCUGCUGAUUCAUCAGAUCGCAUGUUGAAGGUCAAGAAGAUAAUCGGUAUCCUGCUCGUCAAACACUGUCUUCUUCUUGAUCCAAAAGAUGCAGUUCCUUUGCGCAGGAUUCCAUUGAACAAGGUUCCUUUCGUACCAAAUAACGAGUCUCUCCUGGGCAUUCUAGACAAAUUCCAGGAGGGCCGUUCACACAUGGCUAUUGUCUCCCGCUUUAGUGUCGAGAAAGCUGCUUCGGUCAAGAAGGUCGCCAAGCGUUCCCUCACGCAACGCCUGCGCGAACGUGUUGGCAUAGGUGAAUCGAGUGAUGAGGACGACGAUGGUAGAGAGAAGGAUGACACCAAGAACAAAGACGAGGGCGAGGCAUCGCGGGACACAUCCUUUGCCGAUGAACUGGAUGCUGAUGGUAAAUCCACAUUGCGCGGAGACGACAAAGAUUCAGCUAUACAUAUACCCCAACGAGCUGUUCGGGCCGGCCGCGGGCGAGGACGCCCCUCGCAACGCGACAGGGUGAGGUGUGACGUCGAAAUGGGCAUUAUUGAAGAGCAGGCCGCUGGCAAGGAGAAGAAACUCCGUAUACCUCGCUCAGCGCCUGCGUUGGAGCAAAGUAUCCCUGAUGACGCUGUUUUGACGAAAGAAGGUGCCGAGGACUUUUUACAGGUCAUUGACCCGGCAAUAAUGCCACUCGGCAUCAUUACUCUGGAAGAUGUCCUUGAAGAACUUAUUGGUGAAGAAAUCUAUGACGAAUUCGAUCAGGAUGGUGCUGGUGGCACUAUCUCGUCUUACGUCCCAACAGAACACCCACCUCUUUUAGAGGUCCAUGGACAAUCCUUACCUGACCUACACUCCACAGCCGCACAGCCUAUUGAGGCGGUCAAGCCUGCUCUCAUUGGUCCAGUCCUGGGUUCUCUGUCAAUGAAGUCGUUUGGCUUCCGUUCUCGCAGUGAGCCCCCGACACCUCGUGAGACCGACGACGUUUCUACAAAACAACCUGUCUCGAUGGCUUCGGUAUUAUCUCCUAUCAACGAUAGUAUCAAGAAGCAGGUUACACCUGAGGCGGUCUUUUCAGUUACUCAGACCCCAGAAGCUUUGGCAGCGAUGGACGAGCGGCAAGAUAUGCACCAGCCCGCGAAGACAACUAACAAUGCAUCCACUUUGAAGAAGAGAUCUGUCUCUAGUGCUGGGAUCGUUGCUUUUGCUCCCGGUUCUGUCAGCGCCCCUGGUACACGAGCCUCGUCACCAGCACCGUCUCUGGAAGCCAUCCUACUUGAGAGAAAACGUCGUCUUACCCUUGCUAAGGAGUCGGGGAUGAAUACGCCCCCUGUUACUCUACCGAGUGAUAUGCGCUUCCCCCCUACCUUAUCUCGUGUCCCUACGGUCAGCGUCAAGGCAGGGAAAUUUAAGAGCAGUCCCUUGACAGGAGAACGUGGCCGGAUUAUUGUCGCCGAACAAGUCAUGCAAGAUCCGACAAACGUUGCGGACAAGGAACGGAUAAUGGAUGAGGGUGACGACGUCGCUCAUGACAAGAAAGAGGACGACAGCGGUUACUUAUAAUUACAGUUACUGGCGUUGUCUUGCCACUAAUAAUUUCUUGUAUUCUUUUGCAGAGCGUAGGGCAAAGAACGAUGUGUAGGAAUAGUCUUCUGGUUACUUACGUUCGUGUUAGUUCGUGUUCAGUGUAUACCUGUUCUUUACCCCGUGUCGACGUAGAUAACUUUUCCCAUUCUAAGAGACACAUAAUGAAUAAUCGACCUUGUACCUCU